Molecule: messenger RNA, 513 nt
Organism: Thlaspi arvense
Lineage: Eukaryota; Viridiplantae; Streptophyta; Magnoliopsida; Brassicales; Brassicaceae
Source: the annotation of a GenBank genome assembly
AUGGGAGUUUCUGUUCUUCAUCCUCGUGAUUAUCUUAAUGAUCUUUUAUCCAAUAACAGUCUUAACCAUCCUCACCGGCAGAAAAAACCGGUACCAAAUCGCUGUCGCCGGAGUCCGCCACGUCGUCAAUCGACGAGCUCUCCUCCUCCUGUCUCUGCUUUUAUCCCAAAUGGAUCAAAGAAAAAGAAUCUCAACCACAUAAACAAUCAUGUGAGGAUUUUGAAACGUGGUGAGGAAAUCGGCGAUAAGAUACCAGAUCUGGGGGUUGAAAAGCCAGAUCUGAAACCUACUCGUCAGAUUAGAUCAGAUCUGAUGAAGAUUCUGACUCAGAUCAGAACUUCCGAUCGUAAAUCGAUGCCGGCUUUGUUUUACGCUGGUCCAGUCACAUCGACCUCUCCGCCGCCGAGCGAUGUUCCCUUGCCGGCGUUCUUCGCGAAGAAAAGCGUCUCCGUAUUCAAACCCGCCGACGCAACCAACGAUCUGAUCAGAAUCAUGCGCUUAGAUAUCGCAUGA